AUGGACGAAAACUUGUCUCGUGGCUUGACUGGGUACCAACAGCUGAAAGAUCAGCAACAGGAGCGGCAUAAAGGCCGUUCCAAGCCUCAUUUGAGCAGUGAACGAGAGGUGCUAGCGGCGCCCCAGGACACCUGCAGUUGUAUUUACCUAUCGCUUCUAUUGGCAGGCGCAGGGUUUUUGCUGCCAUACAACAGUUUUGUCACGGCGGUGGAUUACUACCAAGAACGCUUCCCUAUGUCAACUAUCAUAUUUGACAUGAGUUUGACUUACAUCUUGGUGGCGUUCGUCAGUGUGUUACUUAUCAAUAUUUUGGUGGAGACGCUGAGCCUGCAGGUCCGGAUUACGUUUGGUUACAUCUUAGCGUUCUUCACGCUUCUUACUGUGACAUUGUGCGAUAUCUGGUAUAACCUUUUUCCGGACGAUGUCGCCUACAGACUCACUCUCCUCGCUGUGGCCGUUGUCGCCUUCGGAAGCACGGCUCAACAGUCUAGUUUCUAUGGUUACACAAGCAUGCUGCCAGCUCGGUACACACAAGCUGUCAUGACAGGAGAAAGUGCUGCUGGGUUGAUUAUUUCCAUCAACAGAAUCCUGACAAAGGCUAUGCUGACCAACAAGAAAAUUAACACCAUGAUAUUUUUCUGCUUAUCCAUGGGGAUGCUUUUGGUGUGUUUCAUUGUCUUUCACCUGUCAAGGAAGAGCAAGUUUGUCCAGUUCUACAUCCGGCAAUGUCAGAUGACGCUAAUGGUAGAGGACCAGCGACCAAUCACCAGCGGCGGAAUGUGUCCGGAAGAAGUGGAUAUAGUUGAUACGUCGACCGGACGGGGUCGAUAUGGUGUUCUGGCUAUCCAGUCACCUACGUCCUCGGCUCCAGUGCUCCGUGAGGCCCCCGCGGCCCCCUCCCCGGCCCCCUCAGCUGCUGACCUCACCCAACCAACUGUGGGCUUCCACGGUCGGGGGGUAACAUCUUACACAGGCAUAUGCUUUGCCAUUAAAAAUGGGUUGUAUUUGAGAUACUUGGCGGCCAAGUCAGUGUGGCCCUACAUGGUGUCUAUAGGUCUGGCCUAUUUCGUCACUCUCUGUCUCUUCCCUGGAAUCGAGUCGGAAGUGAUCAGUUGUUCCUUACAUAGCUGGAUGCCGGUCAUUCUUAUGGCUAUUUUUAACCUCUGUGACUUUAUAGGCAAGAUAAUAGCGUCUAUACGUUACGACUGGCCCACCGGUCGCCUGGUAUUCUUUACCUUUUGUCGUCUGCUAAUUGUCCCCUUAAUGAUGAUCUGUGCCACUCCCAGAGAGGACCCCAUUCUCAAAGAGGAAGGCUGGAGUAUGAUGUUAUCCGGCAUCUUGGGCAUUACCAAUGGUUACUUUGGAAGUGUUCCGAUGAUACUGGCCCCGGCAAAGGUACCAGAGGGACAGAAAGAGUUGACAGGUAACAUUAUGAUGCUGUCCUAUAGCAUAGGCCUGACCACGGGGUCGGCGGUGGCUUAUUUACUAGACGCCUGGCUCGGGGCACCACUGACUGUGAGCCCAUGUGCACCUCUGAACAUCACACAGGCGGGCAAUUUGACAUUGAUAGGUCUGUAAUUGAAAAGAGAAUUGAUGCCAUGAGCGGAUCUGUGGUGGACUACAUCACAUUUACCAGAUGGUUCCGAUGGCAUACUGGCAGUGGCGUUAGCUUUCCACCGGAGAAAACGCAAUUCCUUUUUGCUUUUUUCUUUGGAAGUAAACCACGGAGGCGAUUUCGUGUACCGGGACAUGUGGUCUUUGCAGAAUACCUGUAAGACAAAAUCUUCUGAUUCCAUUUAACACCGAUAAAGGUUUUCAGGGGAAGAUAAAGUUUUCCGGAAUUUUGCCUGCCAAAAUAAAACAAAAAAAAAUAGGAAAUUGCCUCCCAACAACAUCAGCACCGGUUUGUUUGUUAAACCUGUCAAAAUCAUAAUGUUAAAAGUCACUGGAAAACACGCCAAUGUUGAACGUGACAUCAUUUCAAGACUCUCUUCUUAAUGGGCUUUCUUCACAAGAUGAACACAGAAGAAGAAAGCACCCCAGUAAAAUAAUCCAAAGCGUGAUUGGAUAAACUUCGCGAUAAACACUGUAGACGUACCUGGGGGAUAUAAAUUUGGAUUCGUGUUGAUAGCAACAUAUUAUCUAUUUGGUUCCAGUGUCACCGGAUAUUUGCAAAACCUUUGGUUUGACGGAUUAAAUAAACAAUGCCAAAAAUAUGAUGAAUUUCACAGUUUUACUUAAGUACAUAUUGUAAUAGCACACCUAACAUAAAUUAUGUUGAAGUGUUAAAAAGCAAAGACUUUUCAAAUGUAAUUUCCAGGUUUUACAUUGUACGCAAAACCGUACGAGUUACCUCCCUCAACCAGCAGACGAGCCUGUGGAAUAGGUCGGCAGCCAUUGCCAUUCACCAUCAAGUUCAUAUGUUUCGUGAAACCAUUGCUCGCAACAUUUUGACCUUGUUUUUUUAAUAUUCCGUACAGUGUUGGAAAGUCGGGCAGUAGUGACAAAAUUCAUAAAAUGCAUCUAAUCGAUGCUUACAUCACUGGAAGUUGUUACUGGGGACUGUGCAUGAAUAUCACGGACAUUGCGUGGAAUCAAGUACGUGUCAAUAGUAUCCUUUGUUGACUUGUUCUUUGAGUAUACCCAUUUAUGUUUUUUUGCAAUGCGCACGCAUUUCGUGAUGUGGCAAAGAUGCUUUGGGCAAAGUAUCCUGGUAUCAAUUUUUAAGACAUAGUGGUACAUAAAAUGUAAAUACUUGGGAUUAAUAGCUUACAUUCACAUAGACCUCAGUGGGGAUUUGUACAAGCAGACACUCCAGCAAUUUUUGAUCAUGACGUCACGUAUGGAAUUCUAGAAUCUAACAUAAAUAUUUUUCUCAAUCAAUGGUUACAUAAGAAAUAUAUACAAAUUCCCCGCAAUAUUGAAAUACAUUCAAGAACGUAUAGAGCGGUAAAAGGAACAAAAGAAAUAAGCAAAAAAUUAAUUACAACGGUGGAAAAAGUGUGUUACAGUGUUUCCAUGGCGUUUCGUAAAAUAAAUUUAUUUAUUUUUAUUCUUAAACGGUGUAAGAAAUGUAACGAAACGAAAUUAAAUGGAGCCAAGAUAUUUGUUUCACUUACUGAUAAUUUGUUUUUGAUAUUCUCCCGAUAUAUUCUGCUGGAAACACGAGUGUACUAUUUAACAUACGUUAGCUUCUGUCGAUGUAAAAUAAACUUCCUGAUGCACUGUAAUUUCUAUCUCAUUUGGUCAACACAUUGCCAAAAGCUUAUUCAUAAAUACCGCGUGCUCUGCAUAUUUGAAAGGCCUCCAGUUAUAGUUUAACCUGCGAAUGGUUCUACUAAACCGCCAUCACAUCUGAUGUACACGUUAAGAACUCUAUCCCAGUUGACAGUUGCUACGCAACAACGUUUCCUAUGUAACUGCCUUCUGAUGUACAUAUCG
This is a messenger RNA of Liolophura sinensis, 3441 nucleotides long. RefSeq names its product equilibrative nucleoside transporter 4-like. The transcript is spliced from 7 exons. Lineage: Eukaryota; Metazoa; Mollusca; Polyplacophora; Chitonida; Chitonidae. Gene Ontology annotation, biological process: nucleoside transmembrane transport. The record is from RefSeq and is a predicted model, not a curated record. The coding region runs from base 1 to 1578 and encodes 525 amino acids. Gene Ontology annotation, cellular component: plasma membrane. Gene Ontology annotation, molecular function: monoamine transmembrane transporter activity; nucleoside transmembrane transporter activity.